This is a messenger RNA of Trypanosoma grayi, 420 nucleotides long. RefSeq lists its product as hypothetical. Lineage: Eukaryota; Euglenozoa; Kinetoplastea; Trypanosomatida; Trypanosomatidae. The record is from RefSeq and is a predicted model, not a curated record. The coding region runs from base 1 to 420 and encodes 139 amino acids. The transcript has a single exon.
AUGGAGGGAAAACACCACAGCUGCACAUCAUCCCAGCCGCACAAGGGCCCCUGCACUGCUGUGCCGCUCAACGCCACUCACUCACACCUUAGCCGCACCAUCACAGCGCCCUUCGGCCAGGGUUGGGGGCACGCAGUCACUUCCACGAGCGCAGCAGCACUGCCUACAGAGCAGCAGAGAGAGGAGAGAGGCAACGAUGCGGAACAGUGCACACACCGCAGACACAGCAGCAGCAAGUCUUCUCGACACUCUUCCACUCUCAGAUCUUCACAACGAACCCCAACACCCCCAAACAAGAAAUUAAAACACUUCUCACCGCGGAGAAGCACCCCACCACAAAGCCCAAGUGGCGUCAGUGCUCCCUCCCGUCACUGCGAUGGCGCAGCGGAGAGGCAACAAGAAACAAAAACAACGGGGUGA